Messenger RNA from Rubroshorea leprosula, 1496 nucleotides. Lineage: Eukaryota; Viridiplantae; Streptophyta; Magnoliopsida; Malvales; Dipterocarpaceae. The record is from the annotation of a GenBank genome assembly.
ACAUGAAUGGUGAGUUAAAGCAUCCUCAAAAAUGGAGAGUUCUAUAUAGUAGGUCUAGAUCAUAUCCACUCUCUUAGUUAGAUUAGUGUGACGCAAACUUUCCAUAUUGCGAAACUGGUUAGACUACAUAGCACCAGUUUUUAGGCUUCCAUCUAACCUUUUUGUGCACAUCCAGCCAUCAAAUUUCUGUCAAGAUGGAGUCUAUUACCCUUGAGGAGCUCCAUACUUUUCAUGCCAUCGACCGUGAUAUAUUCUCUCGAUUGUUAUUAACAUUUCAGAGAGAUAUAGCUGAAUCUCUACUAGUCAUGGCAACGUGGUUGUGGCUAGAAGAGAAGGGUUAUCCUAACAUAAUUGUGAAAAUGGCAAGGCUACCAGAUCCUCUGGUGGAUGCACUAGCUGAUGAGGCUGCCUUAUGUUUGAGUGUCCUAGGAUCCACCAACCCUUCCAUCCCUCCUAAUGGUGGCCUCCCCCUCCACACAAGAGUCAUGGAGAAAAACAUCACAUUGCAUUUUUUCCUCCUGAACAAGUUCACUGCAAUAAGUGGGAUAAAAAAUUUUCUCAACACUAUCUGUUCUCGGAUUUUCACUGAUAUCUUGCAGCGCGUGCUGGGAAGCCCAUCACAGGUGACUCCUAACAACGCUCUUAAUGUUCCUGGUUUUCCUCACCCUUUGUUUGGUUCUGUGACCAUUAUGCCUAGGGCCAUAAGCAAUGAUUUUCCAGCUGGAGGACUAUGGGGUUGGCACCCUUCUAACAAUAUAACUGAGGAUGAUAGGACCAUGUUCCUGACUUUCUCGCGGGGAUUUCCAGUGACAGAAGAUGAAGUGAAGGAGCUUUUCAUCAGGAUACAUGGUGAAUGUGUUGAAAGUGUCCAUAUGCAGGAAAAUGUCCCCUCGAAUGAACAACCGUUGUAUGCUAGGUUGGUUCUGCUUUCUGUCACAAAUGUCGAUCAGAUUCUCAGUGGAAGGCGCGUAGCAAAGUUUCGGAUCAAUGGCAAACACAUCUGGGCGAGGAAGUAUGAGCGCAGGGAAUAAACUCCCCUUAACAAGCCAGAUGCCAGUAUUUUUCAGUUCUGCUAUGUCAUGUGUCCUUUGAUAAGGAAAACUAAGACAAAUAUGGAGGUUUUAGCUUUGGUUUUACCUCAUUCUUGAUGGGGUUUGUUGUCAUACACAGAUCCAUAAAACCAUUCCAAUUAUGUAUUGCUUUAUGGACUUACAGAUUUCUUUUCUCUAGUGUUAUAUUUCCCUAUAAUGUCUAUGGUGGUUAAUAUGGUGGCUCUUGGAAGCCACUGAAAGCGCCGGCUUUCUGUUUCUGCAAAUGGAUGGCUAGCUGCUAAGAUCAUGUUCCUCCUGAGCCAUUUCAGAAAUAUUAGAUUCUUACCUUAUGAAUUCCAAUUCAAUGCUUGAACUUGAAAGAUCUAAAAAAUGUUCUUUUUUUACUUUUUCUAUGUACAUUGAGAUAAUGCCAUUUUCCUUUUUUAAUAAUCAUACUUUUAUUAU